AUGUGGUUGUUCCUGACUUCUUCUAUGGAGAUCCUUAAGUUCCUGGCUAAGGGAUUCGAAGAUGUCAAGCCUGUCAUCGAGAGCCUGAAAAGUAAAGGCGUCACUGCAAUUGGAGCUAUUGGUUUUUGCUGGGGUGAGGUGAAGAUCCCCUUGGCAAUACUAGGAGCUGAGAUUGACCAGAUGUCUCCGCCAGCUCUCCUCAAACCGUUCGAAGCGAUCCUUGCUGCUAAGCCUGGGGUCGACGCGUUUGUGAAGAUUUUCCCUGGAGUUUCUAAUGGAUGGACUGUGAGGUACAACAUUGAAGAUGAAGCUGCGGUGAAGGCUGUUGAGGAGGAUCAAAAUGAUGCAUUGGAGUGGUUUGCUAAGUUUGUUAAGUGACUGCAGAAAGAACCCCUCAUGACGGGCGGAUACCACUACUAUCUAUUGCUAUCACAAGUAUUGUGGGUUAUACUCAGAACCACAUUGUUCUUGUUUGCUCCUCCUUUGUAUGAACUUGGAUUGUAUUGAGAUGGUCUCCUGUUUGUUUGGUUUUUGUGAUGAUACAUCUCUAAUAGGUAGAUUUGCCCUUCCAGUUACUUUGCAUAUGAAAUAAAUG
Linum tenue is the source of this 595-nucleotide messenger RNA. The record is from the annotation of a GenBank genome assembly. NCBI's taxonomy places the organism in Eukaryota, Viridiplantae, Streptophyta, Magnoliopsida, Malpighiales, Linaceae.